UUCUAAAAAGUGUCAGAGAAUGGGGUUGAAGCGUCUCAGUGUGAGAAUUUUUCCUCUAGUUCUAACUGCUGAUUGGAAAGAGGAUUUCUGAUUAGAAAUCGAGUUUGAAUUGUAUAGGAGACUCUUUGGACUGUUCAGAGGUCUAGAGAAAAAAACAUUUAACGGUACUGCACCAUUGUGAGUUUGGAUAAUUGUGUUUGACUUUGUACCUGAAGGUUUGUCCUUAAAAAAUAUAUAGAGAGAAUUUGGGUGGGAAAACUAUUUGUCCACUAUUUUCUACUAUGUAAAGCUGUCUCAGGUACCAUUGCCCCCAGUAACGUCUUUCUAGACUCACUUGCUAGAACACUGAUGCACUCAGGCAUACACCACUAAGUAUUUUACGCUGGAACUCAAACCAUGUUUGAAAUGUGCGCUACCUACGUGGGGGUUGGAAUCCAAACAAAGCUUGUGUUUAGCUACCUUUUUUUGUGUCGUGCAAACUUCUUUUAACUGUCAUGCAUUUUUCUGGUAAUAGCUCUUCAAGUCUGCAAUAAAAAAUGGCCUCCAAUAAAACUACAUUGCAAAAAAUGGGUAAGAAACAGAAUGGAAAGAGUAAAAAAGUUGAAGAGGCAGAGCCUGAAGAAUUUGUGGUGGAAAAAGUACUGGACCGACGCGUAGUGAAUGGGAAGGUGGAAUAUUUCUUGAAGUGGAAGGGAUUUACAGAUGCUGACAAUACUUGGGAACCAGAAGAAAAUUUAGAUUGUCCAGAGUUAAUUGAAGCAUUUCUUAAUUCUCAAAAAGCUGGUAAAGAGAAAGAUGGUACAAAGAGAAAAUCUUUAUCUGACAGUGAAUCUGAUGAUAGCAAAUCAAAGAAGAAGAGAGAUGCUGCUGAUAAACCAAGAGGCUUUGCCAGAGGUCUUGAUCCUGAACGAAUAAUUGGUGCCACAGACAGCAGUGGAGAGUUGAUGUUUCUCAUGAAAUGGAAAGAUUCAGAUGAGGCAGACUUGGUACUGGCAAAAGAAGCAAAUAUGAAGUGUCCUCAAAUUGUAAUUGCUUUUUAUGAAGAGAGACUAACUUGGCAUUCUUGUCCAGAAGAUGAAGCUCAAUAAUUGUUUGCAUUGUUUUUUUAUAUAUAUUUAUAUAUAUAUAUAAAAUCUGGGUCUUGGAUUUUGAUUUACUUAGUGUGGAGAAAGAACUGCAUUCUAAUGGAAAAAUCAAGUUUGAUAUGUUUGUUUUGAAAGUAGUAUUGGGGAAUUGGGGGGGGUUGCAUCCCAAUAGCACUGGUUACUUUGAACAAAUAAAAGCUUUUCUGUAGUUGCUUCCUUAUUGGGAAAAAAAAAAAAAAAAA
Molecule: messenger RNA, 1327 nt
Organism: Tupaia belangeri chinensis (Chinese tree shrew)
Lineage: Eukaryota; Metazoa; Chordata; Mammalia; Scandentia; Tupaiidae
Gene: CBX3
Product: chromobox 3
Exons: 5
Coding region: 537-1088 (183 amino acids)
Cellular component (GO): nucleus
Source: RefSeq, a predicted model, not a curated record